Messenger RNA from Acomys russatus (golden spiny mouse), 1230 nucleotides. It is a transcript of the gene Rasl12, whose product is annotated as RAS like family 12. The transcript has 5 exons. The record is from RefSeq and is a predicted model, not a curated record. Gene Ontology annotation, molecular function: GTP binding; GTPase activity. The coding region runs from base 75 to 878 and encodes 267 amino acids. NCBI's taxonomy places the organism in Eukaryota, Metazoa, Chordata, Mammalia, Rodentia, Muridae.
ACCGAGGGUGACUGAGGGCGUGCAGCUUGCAGCCCAUCAACCGGGAGACCGGCGUGGCCUUCUGCAGCUUCGCCAUGUCAUCGGUGUUCGGCAAACCCCGAGCUGGCAGUGGGCCGCACAGCGUGCCCCUCGAAGUCAACUUAGCCAUCCUGGGGCGCCGCGGAGCGGGCAAGUCGGCCCUGACUGUGAAGUUUCUCACCAAGAGGUUUAUCAGCGAAUAUGACCCCAAUUUAGAGGACACCUACAGCUCCGAGGAGACUGUUGAUCACCAGCCUGUCCACCUGAGGGUUAUGGACACUGCAGACCUGGACACCCCCAAGAACUGCGAGCGCUACCUGAACUGGGCCCACGCCUUCCUGGUGGUAUAUAGUAUCGACAGUCGCCAGAGUUUCGAGGGCAGCAACAGCUACCUGGAGCUGCUGGCCUUGCAUGCCAAGGAGACACAACGUGGCUACCCUGCCCUGCUGCUGGGCAACAAGCUGGACAUGGCCCAGUAUAGGCAGGUCACCAAGGCUGAGGGUGCAGCUUUGGCAGGCAGGUUCGGAUGCCUGUUUUUUGAAGUCUCUGCCUGCCUGGACUUUGAGCAUGUGCAGCACGUCUUCCACGAGGCGGUGCGUGAGGUACGACGGCGGGAGCUGGAGAAGAACCCCUUGUCCCGGCCGCUGUUCAUCUCUGAAGAGAAAGCCCUGGCCCACCAGGCCCCGCUCACAGCCCGGCAUGGGCUGGCCAGCUGUACUUUCAACACUCUUUCCACUAUCAGCCUGAAGGAGAUGCCCACUGUGGCCCAGGCCAAGUUGGUCACUGUGAAAUCCUCCCGCGCCCAAAGCAAGCGCAAGGCACCCACCUUGACCCUGCUGAAGGGCUUCAAGAUCUUCUGAUGACCCUUCUGCGGGAACCUUAGGUGUGGCCGAUGCUUGGGUGCUGCAGGGCAGGGCCUGGUUUGCCCUCUGAUGAACCCAGUGGCCCUUAACCUCUGGAAGACAGCACCUAGCGGGGUCACCCCCAGCAUCCACGUGCUCACUGUGUGAGCGAGCCAGGGGCACAGGUAGGGAUGCUGCUCCUGGUCCCUUCAAGGUAACCUCUGUAGUCACCACCCUGAAGGGAAGGAAGCUGCCCCUGUUACAGACAGGAGACCCGGAGUGAGCUGCAAGCAGAAGGGAACUGCUGUGCAUAUCCUGUGUCAUGACUCUCCCCUGCUCCAGCCAGUGCCAGGCCAGCCACAGGCGAUGU